Messenger RNA from Podarcis lilfordi (Lilford's wall lizard), 25876 nucleotides. Lineage: Eukaryota; Metazoa; Chordata; Lepidosauria; Squamata; Lacertidae. The record is from the annotation of a GenBank genome assembly.
UUCUAGGAAUGUUGACCACAGAACAACUGAAACAGCUUAAGGGACUACUACCCUCUAUCAACUGAAGUUCAAGUAAGUUUUCUAAUAAAGGGGGCUAUUAAACAUUAAACGCCAAAACUUUAGUAAUUCCUAUGUGUCAUGGACAAUGAUCUGAUAUGGUUUUUAACUGAUACAAGUGGCUUAACAUAUUACAUAAGAAUGGGCACCAACGAAUGUAGGGCCCAUCGAGGGAGAUGAGGUGUGGUUUGAAGGAACCUUAUCUUUCAACUUCCAGCUUCUAUUUUUUAAAAAAACAAAAACAAAACAGUUGCAAUUUUUAUUUUAUGAGCCUCCCAUUCUGUCAGGCUGCAAAGAACUGGGUGUAUAUGAUUUUCAAAAUAUUCUUUGAAAGUACUUUAUUAAAGUUUAACAAAUAAUUAAUUAUUCAACAGUUUCUUUUCCCUAAAGUUGUCUCAUACCAAACUCCAGUUCUAAGAAUGCUACGCAGUCGCAAAGAUUUGUAAACCGAUGUGACAAGCAAAUAUUUAUUUCAUAAAUUCUGACAAUCCAAGAGUUAUAUUUGCUGUAUGUCUAUACAAGGCCUUCUUUCAAAUGGGGUUGUCACUAAAUUCCUCAGUUUGGUCCAGUUACAGAAAAAUCCCUGCUCCAUCUCGCAUAUUCGGUGAAUUUAUACAGCUCAAUUAUUAUUAUUACAUUUCUAAAAAGCAAGAAGCAUGACCACAGCUCAAGGAUAAUCCAUCCAGGCAAAAGUUCUUGAGGGCACAGAGCAGAACCAGUGAAAGAUGUGAUCUGGAAGGACGACCACAUUUGGCUCACAGCCUGAAGGGUUCCCAUCCCUUCUCUUGGGCUCAGGCCCCCUCAAAUAAUUAUGGGCACUGUAGUUUGCUCAGGUUUUCUGGGAAUUGUAACUCUGGGAGGCAUAAACUAGUCCCCAGAAUUCUUUGAGGGAAAGAAUAUGCUUUGCAUAUGUAGAACAUGGAAUAUAGGACUUUGUUGGAUAACACAGAUACAGUGGAACCUUGGGUUAUGUACCAUCCUCCUUACGAAUGCUUUGGGUAACGAGCUCUGCUAACCUGGAAGUAGAUGCUCCAUGUUGCGAACUUUGCCCCGAGAUGCGAGCGGAAGUCGCACGCAGGCGGUGUGGCAACAGCGGAAGGCCCCAUUAGUGAAAGCGCACCUCAGGUUAACGGUUUUGGCUUAAGAACAGACCUUCGGAAUGAAUUAAGUCCGUAACUGGAGGUAUCACUGUAAUGAGUGUCCCGAACACAAGACUGUCAUCAUUGCAUGAGAGUUGCGAUGUUUUAACAUCCAUAUUGCAGCGCUUCAAGAAACCCGAAGAGCAGCAGAGGGACAACUGAAGGAAGAAAAAGGAGGCUAUACAUUCUUCUGGAAAGGUCUACCUGAACAAGAAUGUUGAAUACAUGGAGUAGGCUUUGCUAUCAAAAAUGAUCUCGUGAAGCUCUUGUCAGAAGUCCCUACCGGCAUUAAUGAGCAACUUUCAAUCCUUCAAUUAAAACUUGCCCAAACCCAACAGGCUACUAUUUUAAGCACUUAUGCACCAACACUGGAUGCCAAUGAAGACAUUAAAGAAAUUUUUUCCCCCUAGCUGGAUGCCAUCCUAUCAGAGAUGCCCAAGGUUAUCAUCCUGGAUCUUAAACUUUACUAUGAAUCAGCCGCCUUUUGCUGGCUGAAAGAUUGGCUACUUCUUGAAAAUGUGGACAUUUUGGAUUUAGAAGGUUUUGAUAACGUUUUUGGAUGGCAUGCAUAUUUAUGGUAUGAUAAAGUUAAAGCGCAUAAGGCCUUUAAGAACCAUAUUGUCAGGAAAGCAUUGUUUAAUGUUUGGGUGAGAUACAAGGAUUUGUUGGAAAGUAAAACACCAAGGUGGCUGUCACCAAUGGAGGCAAAGGCAUUGAAAAAACUAAUAUGGAGACAAACUGGCCAAAAUAUUGUGAAAUUUUAGAACAAGUUGGAGAUAAAUUAAAAUUGCAGAGUUUUGACAAAUUAAAAACCAAAGUUCGAGAUUGGCUGCAUUAUUAUCAAAUAAGGGAGGUUUUUAACUUAGACAAAAAGAUUGGUUUCCAGGAGGAAAAAUCUAAACUGGAAACGGAAUUGUUAGAACCUGUGAUGGGAAGAUGAGCUGCUUGUGCGUAAAAUCGUAUUCCCUCAGAGUUUGUUCAAGUCCACAAACCUCUGUCUGUGACGGAGCCCCUCUGACAUGGCUCCUCUAGUCACUAGAAGAUUCCGACAGUGGCUGCUUUCGUAUUCGCUUCCAACAUAAAAGCUCCUUAACGGAAACACGUCUUCUGGACUCUCUGCGUGACAGUUUCCGGCGAGGAGUGGGUGUCCCUACAGGAGGUCCGGAAACCUCACCACUGUUUUCGCUGGAAGUAUCUCUGAGCCAUCCCUCCAGCUCCCUUUCCCUCAGUUCAGCUUCUCUCCCCCCUGCUGGUUUCCUCUUCAGCUGCUGAGUCUCUUCCAACCUGUCUGAGCCCUUUCACCUCCCUCAGUUCAGCUUCUCUCCCCUUGCUGGUUCCCUCUUCAGCUGCUGAGUCUCUUCCAACCUGUCUGAGUCCUUUCACCUCCCUUCCUUCCGAUGGCAGUUCCCUGACAGAACCUAAAACUAAAAAUUUGUCAAGAAUGUAUAAUCUGCUGUUGAAAUGGAAUACACAGGAUGAAAUGGUUAAAUCUGUUAUGAUUAAAUGGGCGCAAGAUGUUGGGCAUAACAUUAUGUUUGCUGACUGGGAACGGUUAUGGACCACAGGUAUGAAAUUUACGGCUUGCAACGCUUUAAGAGAAAACAUAAUGAAAAUGAUUUACAGGUGGUACUUAACCCCAGUCAAGCUAGCAAAAAUUUAUCAUUUGCCUGAUAAUAAAUGUUGGAAAUGUAAAGAAAACGAAGGUACUUUCUUUCACCUUUGGUGGACGUGCCCAAAGAUCAAGGCAUUCUGGGAAAUGAUAUAUAAUGAAUUAAAAAAGGUAUUGAAAUAUACUUUUUAAAGAAACCAGAGGCCUUCCUCUUGGGCAUGGUCGGCCAAUUGGUGCGAAGGGAAGAUAGAACUUUUUUUAUGUAUGCGACAGCAGCAGCAAGAAUACUUAUUGGGAAAUACUGGAAGACACAAGAAUUGCCUACCCGAGAAGAAUGGCAGAGAAAAGUGAUAGACUACAUGGAACUGGCUGAGAUGACUGGAAGAAUUCGAGAUCAAGAAGAAGGGUCGAUGGAAGAAGAUUGGAAAAAGUUUAAAACAUAUCUUCAGAAUCACUGUAACAUAAAAGAAUGUUAGGAAAGGUUGGAGAAGAAAUAUUAGACCGUAUUGGCAGACAGAGUAUAAUGGAAUUAAGUAAAUAUGAAGUGUAAAUUAAAAGAUAGAGGAGAAUUAAAUAUUUUUGAAUGUUAAAAUGUUAAAAUAAGCAAAUGAAAAGAAGGCUAGAAGGAUUUGCUGGAGAUACAAUUUGAAUUAGAAUACAAAGCAGAGAAGUGAGAGGAAGUCACGGAAAUAAGUAAAUGGGAAAACGGUUUGUUUAAUUUGAAUUUUUCUUUUGUUAUUUUUUAUUGUGAUUUUUUGUCUUGUGUAUUUUCUUCUUGUAUGGUGUGUCUCUUUUGUAAGAUGUAUGUGAUUGGUUUUUCUUGCUUUAUUUUUUCUUUUUUUGUAAUCUUAAAAUUUGAAUAAAUAUUAAAAAAAAAAAAAAAAGUUAUCAUCCUGGGUGAUUUUAAUGCAAGAGUUGGAGAGAUUUCGAUCUGUGGCCUGGGACUAUUGCGAACAAAGGAAUUGGCAACAGCAACCAGAAUGGAAUCUUACUUUGACUGUAUGUGCAGCACACAACCUUCUUAUUACCAACACACUCUUUUGACAAAAAAAUAAAUUUGAAAUAUCACGGAGGCACCCUCAGUCGAACCACUGGCACCUCUUCAAGUAUGUAAUUAUCUGAGCUAAAGAUCGCUGUGAUGUGCUCCUUACCAGAGCUAUGAUGAGUGCCGACGACUGCUGGACGGAUCACCAACUAAUACGCUCCAUGAUGGCUAUCUAGAUUAUACCUCAACGCAGGCUUCAAGGAAGGAAACCAAGGCACAAAAUGAACACUCAAACGCCCCUAAGAAAAAAACCUAUGCCAACGCUAAGGCUGAGGUUCAAAGAAGAACCAGAGAAGUAAAGAACACCUGGUGGAUAAAAAAAGUUCAAGAGAUCCAGCACUUAGCUGACACUCAUGAUGCACAGAGUUUUUUUAAAGCCACAAAGACCAUCUAUGGGCCAGUAAAUCAUGGCAUAUGCCCCCUCUGCUCAACAGACAGGUACCACACUUCUAAAGGAUAAAUAAGCUUUUGCACUGUGUUGGAAAGAACAUUACCAGCAUCUCCUUAACCGCAACUUCCCCGUAGCUGCUGAGGUCCUCUCACAAAUUCCACAAAAACAAAUUAGAGAUGAGCUUGCAAUCUGGGAGAGUUGUGUACAGCUAUUAACCAAAUGAAAAACAACGAAGUCAGCGGACCUGAUGGGAUAUCUGCCGAAGUUUUCAAAGUGGGUGGAAUUGAACUUACACAACAACUUCGCAAACUCAUUGAAAAAAUCUGGGAGAGAGAGGAGAUCUCAGCAGACUUUAGGGAUGCCAAAAUUAUCAGCCUUUUUAAAAAAGGUGAUAGAACGGAUUGCAGAAACUAUCGAGGCAUCUCUUUAUUAGCUGCAGCUGGCAAAAUUCUGCCAAGGAUCUUAGCAAACCGUCUUCUAAUUAUAUCCGAGGCUACCCUUCCUGAAUCCUAAAAUGGUUUUUGACUUUCUAGGGGGACAAUGGACAUGAUUUUCACUGCUUGACACCUUCAAGAAAAAUGCAGACAGCAAAACCAACCCCUGUAUUUGGCGUUUAUAGACCUGACUAAGGCUUUCGACACUGUAAAUUGUAAUGCCCUGUGGACUGUCCUUCUGAAAAUUGGCUGCCCAGAUAAAUUUGUGAACAUCCUUCAGCUCCUCCAUGAUAAUAUGACAGCAACAAUUGCAGAUAACAAUGGCUCUUAAAGUGAACCAUUCACAGUGGGAUUAGGUGUGAAACAGGGAUGCGUUAUCACCCCAACUCUAUUCAUUAUUUUCACUACCAUGAUCCCAUACAUUGUCAAAGGGAAACUCCCCACCGGGGUAGAAAUCUUAUAUCAAUAACAGUGACAUGAUCCACAUGUGGUGGACGUGUGAAAAGAUUAAGACUUUUUUGGCGAAAAUAUACGAUGAAUUAAAAAAGAUGAUGGGGAUAACUUUUACUAAAAAACCGGAGGCAUUUCUAUUAAGUAUUUUAGACAAAGAGGAGGUUAAGUCGGUUAUGAUUCACUGGGCCAAAGAUUUUGGGUAUAAUAUACAGCUGAGUGAUUGGGUAAAAUUAUGGAAAGAAGGUUUAAAAUUUACUGCAUGCAAUGCCCUAAAAGAAAAUGUGAUGAAAAUGAUGUAUAGGUGGUAUAUUACACCUGUCAAGUUAGCGAAAAUGUAUAAAGUCAGUAAUAAAUGUUGGAAAUGUAAAGAAAAAGAGGGAACAUUUUAUCACAUGUGGUGGGAAUGUAAAAAGGUGAAAUGCUUCUGGGAGAUGAUAUAUAAUGAGAUGAAAAAAAUGUAGAAAUAUACAUUCAUAAAGAAACCAGAAGCAUUUUUACUGGGCAUUGUGGGGAGUGAUAUAAAUAGAAAGGAAUGUAAGCUCUUUUUAUAUGCAAUAACAGCAGCAAGAAUAUUACUGGCCCAAAAAUGGAAGCAAUAAGAAUUACCGAUGAUUGACGAAUGGAGGAUGAAGUUAAUGGACUAUGCAGAACUAGAUAAACUAACAGGAAGGAUUCGAAACCGGCGGGACCAGAAAUUCACGGAAGACUGGAGUAAAUUUACGGACUAUUUGAAAAGUAUUUGUGAAGAUCAGAUGAUGUUUGUAGGUUUGCAAGAAGUUUUGUGAGGAGUAUUAUUAGCAGUAUUGCAAAAAUGGAGACGGGGAAGGAUGAUUUGUUAAGAGAUGUAAAGGCAAUAUAAAGUUAAGAAAUGCAUAAGAAGUGGUUAAAACGGUGGACCAUCAGAGGUGCUGAUGGAAGUCUAAAAAGAAUGUAUAAGUGAUAAGUUUUGUGGUACAUUUUAUAAUUUAUAUGUUAAAAUCAAUAAAAAUUAUUUUUGAAAAAAGUAUUUUAGACAAAGAGAUCCCAAAAAUUUAAGAGAGAUAUUCUUGUAUGCAACUGCAGCAGCUCGAAUACUCGUUGUCAAGGGAUGGAAAGAUCAGGAGGCUCCAAAAAUAACAGGCUGGCAAAUUAAAUUACAGGAAUUUGUGGAGAUGGCUCAGUUGACUAGCAAACUCAGAGGAAACUCAAAGCAAAAAUUUGCAGAAAAAUGGGAUGAUUAUAGAAGAUAUGUUCAAAAAUACAAUAAUAGUUUUGACACCAUGCUAGCUUUCAAGUGACAAAGGAAGUAAAAGGAGGUGGAUAACAAUUAAGGAUUUAUUAUGUUUUCUGAAUGUACUGGAAAAUCUAUAUAGAAAGGUUUAUUGUUUUGUGUACAUUCAAUUGUAAGAUAAAAUAUAUGCGAAGGGACUUGACAGGAAGUCAAAAUUGAAGAAAAGAUUUAUAAGACAAAAAGGAAAAAAUAUUUAUUUUCAUUAUUAUCACUAUUUUUUGUGUGGGUGUUUGUGUGGGUGUGUGUUUCGUAUGGAAUGUUUGGGAGGAAAUAAUACGGCAAAUAACAAAUAACAAACAAAAUAUUGAUGUGUGUAAUUUUUAUUUCUCAAUUAUAUUUUGUGGUAGUAUGGUUGUAAUGUUUUUUGUAACAUAAAAUCAUUCAAUAAAAUUAUUUUUUUAAAAGAAAUAAAUCUUAUAUUGAACAGAUGGAAAUCUCUUUGACUUGAGUAGGCUGAAAGCAAAGAGUAAGAUUACCAUAACUUCCGUCGUAGAGCUGCAGUAUGCUGAUGACAACGUAGUGUGUGCACACUCAGAGGAUGACCUCCAAACCAUCCUAAAUAUCUUCGCAGAAGCCUUGGCCUAUCGCUCAACAUCCAAAAAACCAAAGUGCUGCACCAACAAGCACAAAACAACCCUUCCGCAGCGUCACAAAUCCAACUCAGUGGUAUAAUGUUGGAAAGUGUUGAUCACUUUCCCUACCUUUCCACAAGGGCCAACAUAGAUGCCGAAAUCUAGCAUUGCCUGAGCUCAGCAAGUGCAGCUAUCUCCCGAUUGAAGGGCAGAGUGCUUGAGGACUGGGACAUUUGCAGGGAAACCAAAAUGCCUGUUUACAAAGCUAUUGUACUACCAACCUUACUGUAUGCUUGUGAAACAUGGACCACUUGUAAACACCAUCUCCAAACUCCUCGAAAGAUUCCAUCAACGGGGUCUCCAAAAAUUUUUACAUACCACUUGGGAAGACAGGCGAACUAAUGCCAGUGAACUGGAGGAAGCAAAGAUCAUGAGUAUCAAAGCAAUGAUUCUUCAACAUCAGCUUCGUUGGACUGGUCAUGUUGUUCAGGUGCCUGAUUAUCGUCUUCCAAAGCAACUACCGUACUCUAUUCCGAACUUAAAAAUGGAAAGUGUAAUGAUGGUGGUCAACAAAAGAGGUUUAAAGACUCUCUUAAGGCAAAUCUUAAAAAAUGUAGUAUAAACACCAACAACUGGGGAACACUGGCCUGUGAGCGUUUCAGUUGGAGAACAGCCUUUACCAAAGGUGUCAUGGGCUUUGAAGAUGCUCGAACUCAGGACGAAAGGUGCUAAGAGAAAGGCACAUUUGGAAAACCCUCACCGUGAUCAACUCCCGCAUGCAAACCCCACUGCAGAAGGACAUGAGGAUCCAGAAUUGGCCUCCACAGCCACUUACGGACCCCCUGUUAAAACUGUGUUCAUGGAAGACGAUCUUACUCAGCUACAAGCAGCAGCAUGCAUAGUUUGUACACAAUGUGCAGGCUGCAAUUCUAUACACAGAACUCAGUAGGGUUUAGUUCUGAGUAAAUGUAUAAAUGCAUUGCUGGAAGCUUCAUAAAAACGUUCAGAGGUACCUAGGUAGCGCAAUGCUAUGCUUAUCUACUCCAGAGUUAAUUACCAAUGAGGCCCACUUCUAGAUAAAUGGGAUUAGGACUGCAAUCUCAGUCUUGCCAGUUUGCUGCCGCUGAAUUCAUCCUAAAACGGGAAGCUUCACCCGCCUUUCUUCUUUUUUGACCCCUCCUAGCCAGGUAUGGAUGUUUUCCAGAAAUGCAGACCAGCUUUGCGUAUUCAGAAGCUAGUUUCUUGUAAUGGUACCCCACCUUUCCUUAAAGGGCGAGAGACGGUGUAAGCUAACCCAUUCCUCCUAGAUGACUGUGGAGGGGAGCCGGCUGCGCGCUUUUUGCGCCCGAUCCAAGAGCAGGAGGUGGCGCUGUGCGGCUGCUCCAACCACACACAGAGGGAAAUAAAAGGGGAGGAGGAGGAGCUGCAGCAGCAGCAGCUGCGGUUGCAAUUGUAACUGCAGCCCCGCCGGCGGAGGGAGGAGCCUCCGCAAUCAUCGCCGCCGCCGCCGCCGCCCCGGGAGCCCUGGCAGGCCGGGCCUUGCGGUACGUGCCCUCGGCGGGGCGAGCAGCCGGCUGUCCGGGGCUCGCCCGCUGCCCCCUCCGGCGCGCCCGCCUCGCCUCUCCGGGCCCCGCGCCGGGCGAGUGGGCCGGGCCGGGCCGGGCCGGGGGCGCGGCGGGAGGGAGGGAGGGAGGCGCGGCGCUGGGCCCGCACGGACGGAGCCUCCGGCGCCCCCUCGCUUGCCAGGCCCCCCGCAUCCGGCAGCGUUUCCGCGGGGUGGGGGGGGGGCAAAAUGGUUCCGAUUCAAAGCGAGCAAACGCGCCUGCUUCCUCGAGGUCUUUUCGCCCCCGGGGCUUCUCCCUCCGGGAUUCGGCUGCCCUUUCCCUCUUCCCUGCGCCCCAUCCCGCCUUUGUCUCCUAAAAGCGCCCCCACCCCCCGGCCCGGGUUGACCCCUCAGACGGGGUCUCUCGACGACGCUCAGUUUCUGGUGCUUGCUGCCUGCUUAAGCCAGCUGCCUUUUAAAAACUUGUCUCUUUGAAACAGAGAUGCUCUUUUUCAUGAAUUCCCCUUUUUAAAGAACUUUGCAGCUGGUCUUUCGACACAGCCAGUUAGAAGGAGACGGGGCCAUAACUGCUCACUUGGGUCUCCAGCUGCGUUUGGACUACAAUUUCCAUGCCCACUGGUCCUGCUAGCCAGGGGAUGAUGGGAGUUGUAGCCCAACAGCAGCUGGAGACCCAGGUUAGGGAAAGACUAGGUUGGAGCAUCUGCUGUGCAUGCAGGAGCUCCCAGGUUCAGUCCCAGCAUCUCCAGGUAGGGCUCAGGGACAUCUUCCUUCCUGCUGCCAGUCAGUGUAGGCAAUACUGACCCAGGUAGACCACAAGGCAGCUUCCUAUCUUCCUAAGAAGUUCACUAACUCAUUCCCAUUUCUGGUAACCUAACCCACCAGUGUUCAUUUUACAGCAAGUUGUUUUUAAAGUUACUUUUAACUGUUUUACAAUAAAUUUGCUUUUUCAAAAAAGAAAUGUAAUCUGCAAACAAGUAUCAAGCCUGUUGAUUAACUUGCCAUGCUUAAUUGUUCUAACAAAGUGAAUACAUUUCUUUUUAAGCAGUCGGAUGGCUAACCCUGCUUUGUCUCCUCCCGACAGGCCACCACCCCACCGUCACCCUGGCGCUGCGCUGUUUGGACGGUGUAUUCCUUUCCCCCACGGAGAAUGAUUUUGUCAACAAGAUUGUGGAGGAAUUGGACCACUUCCUGCUUCACAACCAGCUGGAGAAGUGAGUGGCUCCUGUCAGCAGCUGGUGGAUGCUGCUGUCCUCCUCUGCUUUAGGCCUUUGUCUGCCACAGGUGAGGCAGUGAGGUGCCCUCCGGGUCCCUGACCAUUGGCUAUGCGCUGGCUCUGAUUGGAGGCAGGAUCCAACACCAUUUAGAGGACACCAUGCUUGCUAGCGCUGGUCUCCCAAGUCCAGCGCUGCAGGUGCCCAAGCUGGAAGGCGCCUUGCGUGGCGACCAUGUUUGGAAAAGGCUAAGGACCUAAGAAGAACCUUACUGGAUCAGACCAAAGGCCUGUUCGGUUCCACAUCCUGCUCUCGUAGUGGCCCACCAGGUGCCUAUGGAAACCAGGCAAACAAACUCGGCACAGCAGCAGCCUCUUCCCUUGUGAUUCCCAGCUUCUGGCCCUCAGGGCUGCUGCCUCUGACUCUGGAAGCAGAGUGGAGCCAUUGUGGCUAGUAGCCACUUAUAGCCCUGGAUUUCUCUGACCCUCUUUCAAACCCCUCCACGUUGGUGUCCAUCCCUGCUGCUUGUGGAACUGAAUCCCACCGUUUAACUGUGUGGUGUGUGAAUAAAUUCUUUUGUCCAUCCUGAAUCUUCCAAUGUUCGGCUUCAUUGAAUGUUCUAGUGUUACGCGAGAGGGAGAUGAGUUUUCAGGUUAAGAACAGACCUCCGGAACGAAUUAAGUACUUAACCCGAGGUACCACUGUAUUCUAAAUGUGGUUGCAUCAUAGAUUUGUAUAACUGCAUUAUCCUAUUGGAAGUUUUAUUUUCAGUUUCCCCCUAAUGAUUUCCAGCAUAGAAUUUGCCUUUUUCACAGCUUCCACACAUCAGGUAAACAGUUUCAUUGAGCUCUCCACCACAACUCCAAGGUCUCACUGCUGGUCAGUCAUUGCCAGUUCGGACCUCAUGUGAAACUAUUAUUUUCUGCCCCUACUUUACACUUGCUUACAUUGCCAUUUUACUGACCAUUCCCUCCAUUUGGAAAGGUCUCUUCGGAGCUCUUCCCUUUCUGCCCUGCACAGUUUAGUAUCAUCAGCAAACAUGGUCACCACACUGCUCACCCCAAACUCUAGAUUGUUUAUGAACAAGUUAAAUAGCACAGGCCCCAAUACCAAUCAGACACCCUCCCCCCCCCAAAAAAAAGGAAAAGGGGAAAAAGAAAAGCUGAGCAAAUACAAAGUGUGCCUUGCUCUUUACUUCUACCCUGUAUCACUGGCAGUUUCUCCCCAGGGGUUAGGAGUCCUUCUGUGCUGUAGAGCAACGAUUCAUUGAUGAAUCUGCUUUAGUUCCAUAACUUGCAGGCACAGAAAAUGCCCAAAGAUGAAAAAGAGGAAGGUGCUUUAUAUGUCAUGGGCAGCUUAAAUUAAGUAUGGAAGCUGUCCAUUCUAUGCUUAUAUAAUACGUGCACAUUCUGUUCCUGCCAUUGCCUAUUUGUUGGCACCUGUCUGUCUCGAGAGACAGUGGAGUGGGCCUCUGGGGGUGAAGUCAAACUGCUGCAUUUGCCACACCAAAGUGACUUCCCUUGGGCACAAGGCUGGGCUCUUUGUAUGGAGGUCCUGGGCUGCCCAGACGACAAGACCCUCCCUCCUGGCCUCGCUGACGUGGUCCAAAGGAAGGCAGAGCGAGACAUUUGGUACCAGUUUGGUUGCUGGAAGAAGGCAUACAAGGCACCACCCAACUGCCUUAGUGACUUUGCUCCGGAUUUGUGUAGGGUUUACUCCUGAGUCUUGUCUUCUCCUGAAGCUGUUCCACUAGGCAGUGGAGGUUUAGGAUCAGAGUUUUCCUUCUCCUAGGUGGGCCUCCUUCCCAGGUGGACGAGCCCCAUCUGCCCCUCACUUCCCUCAACAGCAUAUGCAGAAAGUGCCUUCUUGACCGUUGGAGCCACUCUUGGUCCUGUCCGCUCCAUCCGCCGGAGCCUGUCUUCACAUGCAUUUCUGCUUAAUAUGUCUGAUAUCUCCCUCCCCAUUUUUUCAAACAGUACAUUAUCAGCUGUCCAAAUGCACAUUUUUUCCAACCUCACAUUUGGUGUUUGACUGUACACUAAAAAACACACCCUUGAUGGUUAGAGAUGAUUUGCGUUGCAGUUCAGUGAUAUCUGGAGGGCUUUAGUCUUCUCCACCCCCUUCCUUAUGAAUGCGAGUUGUUUUUACCACAGCUGCAAAAUGGCCAGAAAUUGGGGGACAUCUGGCACAACCUCUGACCACUCCCUACUGACUCUUCUGUCCUUUCCCUUUCCUUUUCCAGAGUCCUCUUGUUUCCUCCGUUGUCCAGUCGCCUGCGGUACUUGAUCCACAGGACUGUGGAUGAUGUCGACCAGCUGAGCAGCUUUUCGGUUGGAGAAGGCUGGAGGAGGAGGACGGUGGUCUGUCACUCAGCGAUCAGGUUGGACUCUCACAGUUCUACAGCCCUUGACUCACCUUCUCCCCAAGGGCAAAGACUGCAGCGGGGAAACUUUUCCAGCCUGUGGGCUGAAUUCUUAUCUCCCACAAUUCCAGUGGGGCAUUUUGACAGGUGGGCUGAGCUGCUCACCUGUCAAUUGCCUGCUGUCAGCAUGACAUCAGUGGAAGCAUUUUCCUCAGGGGUUUGCAAGUGCUGAUGGUUAGUGGUGUUGGCAAAACCCUCUUUCAGCAGACAGCUCCAACGUCAUCUGCCCCACACCCUCCAUAUAGGACAUCCGGUGUGGGGCAAGUGGGCAUGGCUCGGGAAGACAGCCUUUGCAAGCCAAAUUCAGACUCCAGUUGGGAGGUUCCCCACUGCUCGGCUACACAUUGCAUCCAUUAUGUAAAAUGUAAGCCAGGCUCCUGAAUGUUGAGGAAUUCAGAAGCUCCCUCCACAUGAGGCAGCAAACAGGAAUUCUGGGAAACACGAGCUACUGGCUGAUGGGAUUGAUGCUGACAGCGAGCUCCUUUGAAGCUGCCACCUGACGGGGGGGGGGAGGGUUGAUAAUUGGGUGGCCCAUUGGAAAGGUCUGUCAGCUCCUACUCUAUAAGAAAUAUGUAAGCAGGACCUGAUGUUCAUGCGCUUGAAGCGGCAAACCAGGGAUGUGGUCUGUGGUCAGGGAUGAUGGGAGUUGUAGUCCCAGAGGGCCACAGGGAGAUUUAAUUUGGAGUAAACUUGCAAUAGGGUUAGGUAAGGUUGGAUUUGUUUUGGGGUCCCAUGCUUGAAAGGGAGCAGUUCUCAGGGAGUUCACACAUGACAAGCUCCUUGGAAUGUCUCCUUUCUGCUGUUGUUCUUCCUCUCUUGGGUUUAGGUUGCCAGAUGAACCAGAUGAUCAAAAUGGCUCCUGCAGCAGUGCCCCCAGCUCAGGCCACCCUCCCCAAUCGAGAAGCAGAGGAGGCCGACCCAGAGGAGGCCCACAUCACAUGGACACGCUGGCAGAUGGCUCUCAAGGCCGGAAGGGAGGUGGCCGGGGCAGGAGGCAGCCCCGGAGGAAGCCGGACAGAGCUCUGUACGUUCCCAGAGCCAUGCGCAAGAAGCCUGAGGGCUUGAGGCAGGAAGGUGCGGAGGCCUUUGCGAGUGAGGUGUCCGGCUUUGGAGUCAGUGAGGAUGGUCACCAGAUGUCCAGUGCCACUCAUGGCACCAAAAGGAUUCCAGCUGCCAACAGCUUACCUGCCAACAGUGAUCCCUGCGUGCAUCACCCAGAGGCUGAAAGCCCUAGAGAGAUGUGUACAGAUAAUUUGGAGCUCAGUAGUAUAAGUGGCGAAGGGGCUAUGGAGCACUCAAGCUGCCUUCUGUCGGAAUGUGUGUCUAAUCCAUCAAAGCCGGAUGGCCAAAGCAACGUCAGCCAGGUAGUCUCAGUGCUGGAGAGCAGCCCAAGCCUGACUGCACUGGAAAGCCCUAGUAAAGAUAGCAGAGAUGUUUUGGUCCCAGAGUGCUGUGAAACCUCAGGCCUUCCAGAAGAGCAGAAGAAAGAGCCUUCUGGUGGGGUGCUGUCCAAAGAAAGUGGACAUCAUCCUUUGCCAGAAGGCCAGAAUGAGAGACCUCUAGAUGCUGUUGCUGUAGAGUUGAGCGUAAGCUUAUCAGUUGCAGAAAACCAGGAUUCCCCUGUACUGGAAAGUGGUGUUUUCCCACCUGUUCUGGAAGACCAUGUGAGAGACAUUGCAGAUGCCAUUUUGUCGGAGCCUCAUAAUGAUCUCUCCCUUGCAGAAGAUAAGGGUGAUGAUUGCGCUUGUGCCACUGAGGUAGAAUGUAGCGAGAUGCUGCCCUUGCCGGAAGAUGGCGCUGUGGAUGACCUUGCAUUCCAACGAAGCCCAGAGGCAUCAGCACUGGAAACCCAGAACAAGGAUUGCACUGAGGCAUUGGAGUGUAGCCAAACAGAGUCCUACGGGGAUGCUCAGGGUCAAAGUAGUCCUUGUGGCUCUGGGCCAGAUGGGGCACCCACUCCUGUAACGGAAAGUAGCAAAGAUCGACCCGUGUUGGAUCCACAGGCUCUCCCCUUUUUGAGUACAUCUCUAUCUGAUCCUGAUAAAGCCAACCUCGUAUUUGAAAGCCAGGAGAAAGCAGUGGUAGACCUGGAAGGUAACCAGUGGCCUGGGCUAGAAUUCUCUUCUGGAGAUGGAAGUGUGGGGCCCUCUGCCGUGGAAGAAAAGGACAGCAUCUUUGAGGAUGAUUGUGGCACUGAACUCUUACAAGAGGUAAUAGUUUUAACUUACAGACUUGUUUCUGAGUGGGUUGGUUCAGACGUAACAGUAAGCCAAGGUUUAGAACUAUGGUUGCAUUCAGAUGUAACAGUAAACCACGGUUUAGCACUAUGGCUGUGGAACACUAAGGCAGCUUUUGCUAACCAGGAGCCCUUUCUGCUGUGCUGCCUGGUGCUCAGUGGCGGAGCAAGCCAAUUGGGCGCCUGGGGCGGUGCGCGUGCCCAGCGAGGCUGGGCAGGACGCUCCAAGGGCCUCCGAGGAAUCUGCCUGCCUCCUCCCACUCAGCUGCCCUACAGCUGAGGAAGAGGUGGCGGGCAGACCGUUUGGGGCAGUGCGGAGCCUGCGGGCAUGCUGCAGGCCCCACGGUGAGUGUCGCCUGGCAUUUUGUCACCCCCCUCAGUGGUGACACCUGGGGCAGCCUGCCCCCACCGUCCCCCUCUUCCUCCACCCCUGCUGGCGCUGAUGGGAGUUGUGGUCCAAAACAUCUGGGGGGCACCAGGUUGGCAAAGGCUGUGUUAAGCCAUUCAGUGUGGUUUCUUUUAGCCACAUUGUGCCCAGGCUGCUUGUAGGUGUCCGCUUUGCUGCUUCCUCUCUUCAGCAGGGAGACCAACCACAGUGCAGCUCCUUUGCAUCACAUCCCAACCAGCAUUUGUGGCUUGCUUCUCCCAAAGAAGCCAUGAUUGGGUCACGCAGAGCAAACCACAUGGCUUUGCCCCCACUGGCGUAAGCCCAUGGGGAACUGUGGCUCCUGGGCUCAAAAGGCUUCCCCAUCCUGGUCUACUGUGGCUGGCAGUGGUGCUUUAAGUUCUCGGGAAAGGGGUCUCCUGCUACCUAUGGAAGCUCCUUUUUGUCUGCGGCCUUCUACACUCAAAGCAGGAUGCUCUGCCAUGAGCUACAGCGCUUUCUCAAAUGAUUACGAACUUAGGAAGCUGCCUUCUACUGAGUCAGACUCUUGGUCCAUCUAGCUUAGUAUUUCUCUACUCCAGGAAGAGCCUCGAGAUGUUAUUGGGCUACAAGCUAGCAUGGCCAGCUGUCAGGGUGAUGGGAGUUGUAGUCCAACUGUACCUGGAGGCAUCACGUUUUCUACCCCUGGUCUACACUGAUGGGCAGCAGCUCCCCAGAAUUUCCCACCCCUACCUGGAGAUACCAGGGGUUGAACCUCCACAGGCAGAUUUGGGUCCUUUAUCCCUGACAUAGGAUCCUUCCUCAGUUUCAGCAACAAGCAACCAAAAUGCUAAAGUAGCAGCAUAACAAAGGAUUACUCUGGGGCUCAGCCAACACCCAAAAGCCCCUCCUGUGUAGAGCUGCCCUUUGGCACAAAAAAGGGAGAGUUGGAUCAACAGAAUCGUGUGGGGAAAAACUAUUACUGGAUCACGCCUGCACCAUCCACUCUCUUGCCAUUUUAGCAGUCUGGCUUCCCCAGAAAAAUCCUGGGAACUGUAGCUGGUUAAUGUCUUCCUAAUUACUCCUAGCAGUCUGUACAAACUACAGUUCCCAGGAUUCAUUGGAGGGAGCCACGGCUCUUAAAGUGGUAUAGUCAUGCUUUGACUAUGGUGUGGAUGUGUCUCUGGACUGUACCACUUGAGGCUGUCGGUGGAGUGUUGCAUGUUUGAAGGCUCCCCAAGGGGGGAACCCCUAGGUUGUAUUCAGCUGUGUCCUGCCUCAGGGGGUCUCCUCGGGGCAGGACUAGCACAGAAUACCACCUGCUCUUUGCAUGUAGAAAACAAGCUCAUAGAGCAGGUGUGGGGAUGCUGCUGAAGAGGCCUUGGCGAUUUAUAGUUUUCAACAGAUAUAUCACCAGCUAAAAAUCGUGAGAUACCGCUAUAUCAUGAUGCCUGAAAUAAGGAGGAAGGAGGAUGUAAAGUGGGGAGGAAGCGGCAGCUGAGGGGUGAUUCCUGGAUGUGGACUUCAGACCAGCCCAAGUUGUUGUAAUCUGCUCUCUCCUUACUGGUCUCUCUCGGCCAGUGGCUGGGCUGCAGAGGGAGGGAGAUCAGCAAAGUAAGAGGUUUAUUUUUUGUGAUCAGGUGAUAAAAUCGACUUGGCUUGGCUCCUGCGUUUGCUGUGCUGGGUCUUCAGUCAGAGGCGAAAGGGCAGGAGACCCUGAUCUUUGCACGUGGGUGAGCUCUUUGCAAGCUAUCAGGGAAUCUUCUUCCCCUUCAGAAAUGUUGGACACAAUAUAUUACCAGGUCUAAAAUUAUGAAACUGUUAUCGUGAUCUGGACUUCAAACCGGUUUUGGACAAUGUAUCGAUACCACACUCAUCCCUAUUGCUGAACUACAAGUCCCAUCAGUUAGCAUGGCCAAUGACCAAGGCUAAUGCAGUUACAGUUCAGCACCUUCUGUAGGUUCAAAGGUGCCCCGCAACUGACGUGGAAGAAAACAAGACCAGCUUUCUAGUUUUCUGCUUGCAGGGUGAUUUUUAAUGGGGAAAUGUUGAAAAAUGCAGGAGUGCAUCUGCAUGCUGAAGUGGUACAGUGGUCUAGAAAAAGCUUUGCCACCUGUUUCUGCUGAUGGUGUAGCUUGAUCCUGACUGUAUUCCACGUACAGAUGUUUCCUGUCUGUAAAUAUUUCUUGUUUUUGCAGUGUUCUUUCUUUUCUUUUCUCCUGCCCCUAGAUCACAAAUUACUUGACCAUAAAGGACAUAAGCAUUGAGAAAAUCCAGUUUGAUUACUCCAGCUAUGGGGAAGCACAGAUCAAUGAAGGAGAUUUUGGCCAUGUGCUAGAGAUAUAUGAUUUUUCGCCCUUGCUAAAAACGGAGCAUCUUCUGGAGGCCUUUGCAGAGUUCCAGUAAGUAGAUGGGCAAGGGACUUCCUGGUCAGGACUGGCUGAAGGCUGGAAGCGGUGUUACACUGAAUCAGACGUUUGGUCCAUCUGGUUCAGGGCUGUACAUACUGACUGGUAUCUAUGAAAUUUCAAGCAGGGCAUGUGCCCAACUCAGACCUGGAGAUGUUAGCAAACCAGAGGCAUGAUGCAGAGUUUAGGGACACAUUCCAGCCUGGGAAAAGUCUUCAAGGAGGAAGCAAAGCAGGGCCAGUGAGAGGUGUGGCCUGGGGACAAGGGUGUACAACUGGGAAGGUGUGGGUGCUUUGGAGAGAGAGAGGCCCUCUCUUAAUAUUUUUAUCUGGGUGGAACUAUCCGUGGCUUCAUGUAACUGACAAGCAACACUGUGGUCUGUCUUUUAGAGAGAGUGGAUUUAAGCUACAGUGGGUCGAUGAUACUCAUGCGCUUGGGAUCUUCUCCAGUUUGGCAGCAGGUAAUUUUGGAUUUUCUGUAGGAAUGCCUGUGAGUUUAGGGUUUACCUAUGUCCCCCCCUGUUUUUCCCUUAAAUUGUGUCUGGUGCAUUUUCCUCUCCUUCCCACUCCAACGAUGGCAUUCUCCGAUCAUGAGAAUGCACAAGACAAGCAGAGCUGGUUACAAAUGACAUACGUAUUGGGAAGGAGGAACCUCUGGCUGUCUCUGCAUCUGUUGUUUGUUUAUCUCCUAGGCAGCUGAUCUUCCUUGGUCCUCCCAACUCUUAGGGAAUGUUCCCUGACAAGAAGAGUAAUAAAAGGGAGGUAACUGAUGGAUUGUGGAGAGAGGCAGUUCAUGUGGAAUGGCAGACUAUGGUUUGCUAUUGUGCGAGUGAAGCUUGGACUCUCUACCUUCCUGUUGCUAUGAUACCUGAAUCAACAAACCAUGGUUUGCACAAAAUAGGAAGUUGGGAAAUUGAAUUGGAAGGGGCAGUGCUUGAGCCCAAUCCUUGCUUUCCUAAGGCAAAACCAUGGUUUGGGGUUGCAUGGGAGCCAAAUGUGUGUGAUAUGCAUCCCCUCUGGCUCCUGCUGCCUGUUGCUGGGGGAGCCUUUUGUGUACUCACUUGGUGGCUGCAUGUGUAGGCAGGAAGCAGCUACAAGGAUAUUCACCUGGAGGGGGGAUGGGCGUGAACAAUCUUCCCUAGACAUUUGACACUCCCAAGCACUGGACAACAAUCAUGGCAUCAAUCUAUGUUUUGCUCCAGUAGUAAUUUGACUCCCUCUGUGGCAACCCUAGGAGAGAGUUCAGGACAGCCUUCCACAAGCUGGUGCCCUCUAGAUAACGUGAUUGGACUACAAUGCCCAUCAGCCCUAGGCAGCAUGUGUCUGCUGGGAUUGUUGGGAGUUGUAGUCCAAAACCAUGCUUGGUCUUAUUUCUGAAAAACCGUACUUUCUUUUUCAGCUUCUCAAGCCUUGGAACAGAGUUAUACCUCCCUAAAGAUCCGACACCUAAUCCACGGAACAAGGCAGUCAAAAAUCAAGGCUCUUCAGCGGCCAAGUAAGAGCAUUUUUGAAGCGGCUGCUGCUUCAGAGACCUCUGGCACCCUACUUCCCAAGAGGCAAUGACCUGCUUACAUAUGUAGAUGGAUGUCUGUCACUUUACUGCUAAGGUCCAAAGCCCCAUCUGCUCUGUAUGUGUAAAGCAGUUUCAGACCACUUGAAGUGGUAAUGGCUUCUUCCCUCAGUGAAUUCUGGGAGCUGUAGUUCGUUGCUGAGAGUGUCGUUGGGAGACCCCUCUUCCCCUCACAGAGCUACAGUUCCCAGAGUGGUUGAACAGUCAGUCCCUCUUCCCAAAGAACUAUGUAAGAGGACGUGGGUCAGAGUGCUGCCCUUCCAACUUCCUCUUUCGUCUCUUUGUACUUCCAAGGUCCUUAACCUCCUCCUCACAAAGGGGACACUGGCUGGGGCUUAGAGGCUCACAGCUGCCAGGUUAAUUCCUUAUGGCCCCCAUGUUUCUGAUCUGAGGUUUAAAGUCUAGCUAAUGAGCAAACAAGGAUCAUACAGUGGUUUUUGAACCUGGUGUGGCAGAUGCAGGAAGGUUCACUGGGGUGGGGUAAAGCAAGGGCUGGAAACUUCAGGCCCAGUGGCUUCUGGACCUCUCUCUCUCUGACCCUUGAGACUUUCCACAGGCCACAUGCUCAGUGGCCUGGCUUUGCUCCUGCCGUGCUUGGUUUUGCCUCAUUGGAACUUGCCCUUGAGUUCUGAUAGUGGAAUUAUUUAAGUGGGAGCUGUGAUCUGGGACUGAAAGCUGAGAGCAGAGUUUGUCUAGAGCAGAGGUGGUGGUGGGGAAGUUGUUGCUCCAUCACCCCUGACCAUUAGCCAUGCUGGCUGAGGCUGAUGGGAGCUGGAGUCCCAACAUCCUCUGCAUGGCCACAGGUUCCCCACUCCUGCCUUAGAGAGAAAGCAAUGUAUAGUGUGAGCGUUAAUGAGGGCGAGACCAGCUGUGAAAGCCAGCAGCAGCAACAACACUGUUGAAAAGAGCAGGACUCUGUUGCUGCAGAGAGCCAGAUUGUCAGCAUAUUGCAUGGGAAGGGAUAUGAAAUGUCAGCAUUAUUGUGUGUUGAAGGGAUGCUGGUUUUAUAUUGUUUAAGCUUUAAAUAUGUUCUGGUUUCAAACUUAUCCCAGUUCACAACGCAAUUGUGAAGUAGUCUGCAUUUGCCACAGUGGUUUGUCCACUAAGUGGAGUUUCAACAAACCACAGUACCCCAUGUUUGUAUGUGAUGGGAAACUGUGGCUUGUCUCCAAGGUGGAUGCCUUCAACCAUUUCCUUCUGCACACAUCGGAAGAGGGGAGAGUAUCCAAGUCAGUUCACUGACACAUUUGUGUAUCGGGAAGCUAUAAUUCCUGUUAUGUGUGAACUGGCCCAGUGAAUUUAGCCAGGCUCUUAUCAGGAAGUCGACUGAGUAAGAAACUUUCUCUCUGAGGUGCCGAUUUUCUUUUUUAAUAUACUUUCAGGGAGGUGAUAGUGUUCAUGCUUGGCUUUUAAAUUUUUUUUUUGAAGUCUUAAAAAACGGUGUUCAUCACUUGCAAUGUUAUGCCCCACCCAGCUGCCUUCACGUCUAGACCAGCCCACCCCCGUAUUGUGGAAAGAGAACCUGGGCAUCCAAACCCCUUUUGCCAGACCUUUCAGACUCCCCCCCCCCCCCGGACCAGGCUGCGUCUCUCUCCCACUGCACCCCUGUUGCUCCACGACUCCUCCUCCUCUUCCAUUUCCCCCCAGAGCUCCUUCAGCUGGCCAAAGAGAGACCUCAGACGGACGUGGCGGUGGCUCGGAGGCUGGUGACCAGGGCCCUGGGAUUACAGCGCAAACCUCCACGGAGCUCCGGCUGGCAAGUGCUGGAUCCAGCAGAAAGCACAAGCUUGCCAGAGUAAAAAGCAGGUUGCCCUGUGUGGCUUGAGGUGAUGGUCUGGGGGUGGUAUUAAAACUGUACUCCUCACUUACGAUGAUUGCAGGCCUCAUCUGUGCUCAGCUGGCUCGGUGGUGGUUGCAGGUUUCUUUUACUAUGGAAGUAGUCAGGAGUUGGUGGUGAUAGUGGCUGGUUGUGUUUGAAGCCGGACAGGGAUUCCAAGCCCAUGAGAGUUAUUGUUGGGCACUGAACUUCCUGGACACUUGCUGGGAAGGAGGCUGACCUUCAUACAGGCACCACAAGAGGGCGCUUUAGCACAAUAAGAGAACUGUCCCAAUUAGCCAAGUGCAAUAGAACUGAAAUACCUUAUAAAGGUUUUCUUCUAUGUAUAUGUGACUUGGCUGAUAUUAUUUUAAUUUAAAAACCUGCGCUCUGAAAAGUUGGCCGGGGCUGGGAUCUGGUGUUUUGUUUGCACGGGACGUUCCUUGGGCCCAUUAAGGUGGAACUGGACAAUUUUGGUUUCCCUUUCGAUGUCUCUUCCAAACCUCUCGUGAAGUGGAGAGGAGAGAGUGCAAUUUCCGGGGGGGGGGGAGUGCAGAAGGUGCGCCCCCUGCCCCCUCCAGUCACCCGUUUCAGGUUCCAAGUGUGUGUGUGUGAAAAUCAGGUUUGGAUCUCCUUGUGGGGGAAACGCAGCAGCUGGAGGACCAAGUGCUUCUCCCCUCCUUGCCUAGAAAUUCUCCCAGAGGAGCCGCUGUGCAUUGAAGAGAUGAGAUGGAGGCAGAAUGUAUACUUAAGGGGUGGGGGACCCUGGCAGUUCCAACCAUCCCUGACCCCAGUGCAAAUGCUUGCUGGACCGGACGGGAAACAGGGUCUUAACAGCAUCAGGAGGGCCAGAGAUGCCCCAGCUCUAGUCUGCUUCUGCCCCACAUUGAGCCCCCCCUGUAGGUGAGCACUUAGCUGCAAACUCACUGGAAGGAAAACUUCAGUUCAGUUAUGUAGGAAGAACCAGUGAGACACACAUCCCUGCCCCCGCCCGGGAAGGGGGGGGGGCUGUUUUAGUUUACAAGCAGACAGGAGAGAGACAAGUUUGCAGGAGUCAAUAUCUUAUUUACUGAAGUUUGUAAAUAUUUUUUUCUGGGUUUUCUUCUUUAAAAUUAAAGCUGUUAAUACACAAAUCAACAUGCACGGUGGUUUUCUGAAUCCUCUGUUGCCCACUAUCUUGUAACAACUACUUCCUGUUCUCUAACUGGUUCCUUUUUGGGGAAGUGGCCCCUUCUGGAUCGUAAUUUUCUUCUCCAUUAGUGAUGAGAGAGAGAAAACUGCCCAUUUGCCAUAAGUUGUGUUUGUAAAAAACCAACCGGGAACAAACAAGUAGAGGAGAUCAAUCCUGCCUGGCAGCAGAUUGUGGGAGGUGGCUGUGAUUCUUCAGUGGGUCAGGUAGAGAUUCAUCCUUCUCUCGCUCGCUCCUUUAGUUGCAAGGCCACAGCCAGCACCUGACUUCCCCAAGCUGCAUGUCGCUGCCAGUUACCAAUGGAAGAAGGGGAAAGCCAGUGGCGAGCUUGGCUUGGCUGCAGCAUCAGGACCAUGGAGUGUCAUGGGUUGGCUCCAUGGCUGUGUCAAGCUCCCUGCUCCCAUGUCGCUCUGCCCUGGUAACCAGCAGCGAUGCACAACAUUGGGAAUCCAGGUCAGCCCAUUGCGGCUCCACUUGAGCAGGCCGCUUGAUUAAGCCAGUGCUCCCAGCUGUUGUUGGACUACAACUCCCAUCACCCCUAGCUAGCAGGACCAGGGGUCAGGGAUGAUGGGAGCUGUAGUCCAACAACAGCUGGGGGGCCCAAGUUUGAGAAGCGCUGGAAACCCUUGCAUUGGAAUGAGGCUCAGGGCCUAAAUUUUGGAAGCACUGGCUCAAUUGCUGUGAUCAAGGAGCAAGCCUGCUUAACUCAGUUAUGGACUGACCUCUGCAUACCCAUGGGUUUCACUUCAGCACUUCACUUCUACCCAGAGCGUAUGGGCACCAGAAGCAGCUUGAGGUCACAGGGAAAGAGUUUAACUGCUGGCCAUAUCAGCCAGGGAAGGAGGAGAACUUUAGCACUUAAGCCUAGCCUUCAGUCACUGUACUGAAUUGAGCAGCUGCCGGAAGGUGUGGCAGGUGAGAGGCAUCUCCUGCUUGCAGGCUUCUGGGCUGGGAAAGGACCGCAGCUCAGUGACAGAGCACAUGGCUUGAUGCAGAAAAUCCUAUCCCUGGCACCUGCAGACGAUGGCUUGUUAAUCUUAAAAUUAAGUAGCCGGUGAUGGAAGGCUCUCCCUUGGAGGUCCUGGAGUGCCCCUGCCAGUCAGAGUAGAUGGUGCUCAGCUGGAUGGAUAAAUGGUCUGACUCGCUGGAAGGCAACUUUUGAUGUCCCUCUAAUCCCUUCUAUUGAUUGCCACUCAGAAUGGCCACAUCCUGGGCAGCAUGGGAUGGAGCUGUGUUCCUGAUCCCAGUAUUGCAUAGUCCUACAUUGGAGGAGCUGCUCUGGCAGGUACUAUGCUGCUGCUGCUGCUGCUGCAGCCUCCACAUGGCUGACGUAGCACAGCUGCCAGGCUCAGGUAGGUCUGGAACAAACCUCACUCUUUCAAAAUGAGGCAAAGUUUCUGACAAACUCCACUGUGGUGGAAGAGGUAUAAUGCGGAUUCCUGCCCCCCACUCCCUUGCAGUAGUAGUCGGAGACCUUGCCUGGCAUUUCCAUACAGCCCAGCUCCGGACAACAUUUUUUCUGUUUUGGUUAUAGCAUAAGGGGAGCAACGGUGGAGGGAUGGAGGUGGCCUGUGUUGUGGUCCUCAGGCUAUUCUAAACUGCUGCUGUCAAUCAUUCACAAAUAAGGCCUCUGGAUGUCUCAUCCAGCUCCUACCCAUGGGAAGCAAGCCCCCCUUCUCAACUUGGUAGCCGCUGCGUGGCUCCUCCUGCCCCUCAUGCGCCAGGCCUGCUUGACCACCCACAUCGCUUGCUUUGCAUCCUUGCAGUGUGGACUUUGGGUGCCUUGACAUACUGCUGGCUUUGGUUCCUGGUCAAAUGAUUACACUCAUCACCUGCUGAAGGAACAAAGUGGCCAGCCCUAGCCUGGUUAUGUGAACUGGCCGUUAGCCUCACAACACCCCUGUGAGGUAGGUUAUACAUGGGGGAAAGAAUAACAGACAAUGAAAUCCUUCUUGUGCAUUACUGCAAAACAUCUACAAGCAGUAAGCAUCACCACCAAGUUAUUCAUAUAGUACUUUGCAUAGCUAAAAUGUCUUUCCGUAAUCCUCAUUUACCAUGCAAAAAAGGUCUAGCGACUCUCAUUUUGCAGCCUGAACUGGAGGAUGAGAGAAUGGGUUUGCUGUGGAAAAUUCAGUCCUUGAUUAAGAAGAGGGAUGAACCUAGCUUGCUUUUUAGUCUCUCCACUAGCAGACAAUACAAUUCUGAUAGCACCGUGUGUGGGUCUAUAAUUCAUUUCUCCAGUUAUAGAAGUUUUUUUUUAUUUUCACACAUCACACAAGGGAGGUGAUGGAGAGGUUCUAAGAAGGGAAAGCUCCCAAAUCACUCUUGUGUUCUCUGCCUGAGCUUUAGGUAUCCUUUUAAUUCCUUCACCCAUUGUACCAAAACAAGCGGGGCAUAGAGCGUGGUCUACCAAUGACUAGUAGCUAUGGCAGAGCCUCUAGGGACAGAUACAGUCCACCUCUGAUUUUUACCUUUUUACCUCUGAUUACCAGGUGCUUAGGACAAAUAGAGGACAGUUAUCUUUGUUGUCCUGCUUUCUGAAAAUCCUGCAGCACCUGGCUGUCUGCUUCUGGAAGCGGAAGGCUAGACUAGAUGAACUGUGGUCUGCUCCAGAGAGGCAAGGUUGAACUAAUUCUGUCUUGCAGCCCCAUUCUUUAACCAUGCAGCAGAAGAGUAAACAAAACAAAAUGCAAUAAAAGGACAGCAGCUGGUUCUAGUCACUGGAAAUAACACAAAUCACACCAGCUCUUUCUUUUCCUGGACAAAAGCACUUUAAAAGAUUCAAGUAGGGUGUAGAUCUGUCGGCACCUGUUGCAUUGCAAGUGCAUGGCCUCAAACAAACAGAGGCACAUGUGCUCAGCACCAUUAUGCAUUUACUAAUGUGUGUGUUUUUAAGCUCUCCCUCCCUGCGCCAUCACAGGAUAGCCUGACUUAGUAAGAAGGGAUGUGUGACCUCGAGGGCAUAAAGCCAUUAGUUAUCUUUGGUAGUGGGUUUCUUAUUUGCAGUAGUCAUGGUGGGGGUGGGAAGUGAAGGGGGGUGGCAGGAAGGUACGGGUCAAAGGAAAAAUGUAGGCAAGGGAAUAGCUUACUGUCUUAAAAAAAAUUCACAGUCUAGUGGCAUCAAAAACCAAGAUAUAUGAAAUGACUUGGCAGAUUUUUCCUCACUGUGGUAUCUCAAACCUUCUGUCAAAACUGAGUGUCAGAGGUGCUCUCAGAGAGGAGGUGCCAAGGAGUGUGACAGUACAGGAAAUUAAUACGACAGAGUGUCUCAAGACCUCCGUGCGUCAUGAUUCUUCUGUUCUGCGCCAGUGGUGUAGAGUCAGAUUUUUCAAAUCUUUAUCAAGGCAGAACACGAAGGCCGAGAAAGGAAUUCCCUUAAAAAUGAAGCUAUUUUGGCAGCACCAGGCAUCCUUUACGCAGGUUGUGGGCAGGUGGCGCUGCUGCCUCUGUACACCGCAGUGAACAAAGGUGUGAUGAGAGCUUGCAAAUAAUUCCUUGUGAAUAAGUUAGGGUCCCCACGAAGGGUAAGGAGGUCUUGCAGGUAGUGCAAAAUCAUAAUUCAGCUGGAAUGGAUGUGAAAUAAAUGUCAACCCGUUUUCUUCUGCUGAACACCAUAAAGUAGGCAUGGAGCACACACUUGAAAAUAACUUACAAAGCUAAUUUUAAAAGUUCAUAGUUGUUUGCUUGAUUACUUUAGUUUUCUGUGCAGUGGUUAGGGAAAUCUUGGGAAAAGGUAUUCUUCCCUCCUUAAAAAGAGGCCAAUUAAGACACUUGGUUGUUUAGGAGUCCAUUGAAAUCAAACUGUUCUUCUAUUUCUUCACUGAAGGCAUCAGCUGCAGUCGGGGUGAGGGGGAGAAAAAAGGGGAAAAGACAGUGUCAGAGGCAGUUUUGCUACCCAUGUCUGAAAGCAGAAAGCCAUGUGUCUAAAUUGUCCCUUACUAGGGUUGCACUUUCUUUUAAAAAACACAUUUCAUUUGUUUAAUUGUGUAAAUUACUCUAGCAUUUUUUUUGUAACAAAGUGUACAUAAGUUAAAUAAAACAAAUAAAUGAGAAUUCAGAUAAAUAAGUUGCAAACAAAAACCAAUUAAUUUCACUUGCAGCCUGUACAGGUCACAGAAAUGUUACAG